AUGAACAGCUGGUUUAUUGCGAUUCUUGAAAGCGGAAAAGACUACGAUUGGGUCUGCAAGAAUCCUGAGCUAGCCAUAGGCACCCUCGCGUACGCAGUUGCAUCAAAAACGCAUCUAUCAGCUGUGGAGAUAAAGAGCAAAGUUAGAAAGAUGUUUACACAUGCAUUUGACUAUGCAUACGAGUAUCUCACGCAUGGAGAUUCAUCUAAAAGCAGCCAGAAAAUUGAAGAAAAUAUAAUCGCCCUGAAUAACCUGUUUAUUCUUGUGGAUCAAAUCAGAAACGAAGGAGGGUUUAUUUACUACACACCGCUCGUCUGCGAGUUCAUUGUCUCCUCUUUUGCGCAGGAAAGAGAGAAAGCUGUUUUAGCUAAAAGAUUAGCCCCGAUGCUAUUCACAGAAUGCCCAGACGAGGUGUUCAUAGGCAUUUUCAAAACAUUUGCGCUCAUGGAAAGCAAAAACGAAGCUAUCCCAGACGUGCUGCCAGAUGUCCUCCAAAAAACAAAGAAGGAAACCCUACAAAAAAUACUUAAAUUUCAGAAUGCACACCCCACACAGCUGAAGUUCCUGCACAAAAUAGGAAUUGUCAAAAACUUCCACCCCAAGGUAGUUUCAGUGCCAUCAAAGCCGCCCAUCUUUGAAAUGUCGCAUGUGAGUACAGAGCUAAGCAAAAAAAGUGCUGAUUCAGAAGAAGCGGGCUUGCACAUGAAGAUAAAAGAGUCACUGCAAAUAAAAAUAUUUGCAAGCACUGUUGAAGAAGCGUUCAACAAGAAGAUACUGAAUACGCUGGAAAAAGAAAAAGAGAUCGAAAUAGGAAAAGUGCUGCUCUACUACGAAAGACUCUCUAUAUCGACCUAUAAGACUGCAAACACCAUCCCUGUGGAGAUAAUACAGUACGCUCUUGUGUGGAGUAAAAAUAGGAACGAUCUGAAGAAAGCAGCACACCCGUACAUUGAGCGAAGAGUCCCAAGUACGCCUAAGUUUGUGCCUGUGGUUGCAGCAUGGUGCAUGAUCUACGAGCAAAACGCUCUCCAUGCAGAUUUUUCCUCUUUUGAUAAAGAAGCAGGAGAGAUACUCCUGAAAAGCUGCUGUUUUUUCCUAUCAAUUUACGAGAAAAAAGAUAAGGAAGAAAAGUGGGAAGAGACAGCAGAGAUGUUUAAAAUAUUUAUAAAGCCAAGCAACUUCCCAGGGCUUGCAAGAAUCCAUGCAAAGCAUCCCUGGACACUGAGAAACCCUGCAAUAACCAGUGCAUAUAUGCACAGCAGGUUGAAUAGAUCAGAAUAUUCCCACGAGAUACUCAAAUUCUACGCUAGUAAGCUGAUGCAGUAUAAGUUCAUAGAAACAGUAACAGAAUGCAACUUAGAAUACGAAGCAUACUGUGAAUUAGAGCAGCGCGCAGAUAAAGAGCCAGCAAACAGCACAGAAAACCUGAAAAACUACAUAAAGCAGUCAGCAGCUAGAAAAAAGAUAGACCUGCACAGAAAUAGCGAACAAAAACAGUUUAAAAUAGAGAUAGAGAAUGUGCUGAGAUAUGUCCAUGCUACCAUUAAAAAGUACGGCGAAGAAAGCGCCCAGCUAAAGGAAAUAGUGAAAAUCCUGCUAGCAGAUGGCCCUAAAGAGUGCCCGUCUCCAAUGCUAAAAGACAUAUUCGAGAAAGCCCCAAAGAAAAAGCAAAUCCAAAUAUUUCUAAAAAUCCUGUACAUCUUUACCAUUUUAGAAACGGAUCUUCUCUCUCUAGCAGGAAUCUCGCAGACACUCAGCCCAAAUGCAGAGUUUGAAAAAGAGGAACCAUAA
This is a messenger RNA of Nematocida minor, 1791 nucleotides long. RefSeq lists its product as uncharacterized. Bases 1 to 1791 code for a protein of 596 amino acids. NCBI's taxonomy places the organism in Eukaryota, Fungi, Microsporidia. The record is from RefSeq and is a predicted model, not a curated record. The transcript has a single exon.